AUGGCCCGUCCGACGCGGCGCCCUGGCGAAAGCUCACCACAAGGUCUUUAUCAACUUGGUGUUCAGGGAAGAAAAACGGGCGCGACGUUGAAGGAUGACGGCAAACGUGAUUCGCAGGGCAUGAUGCCCACCGCGGGACUCUUCUCUUCCCCGGGAGGCAAUACCACGCAAAAUGUGGCUGUAGCUCCGACAGAAGAGCCGAUACCCGAGGCAACACCAACACGAGACAGAAACGAGGAUACCAGCGCCCCUAUGGACAUCGCUUCAAGUGGUGGCGCCGGCCCAGCAACUGUUCUUCGAGACCCCAGGAACUUGAAGAUCCCCGUCCCAAAGGGCCGGUCGCCAGCGAGGACGAAUGCAAGCUUGCUAAGCUCGCCGGCGAAACGAAACCCGAAUAUAUCACCGAUGCUGCCGCCGCCAGCCGACCCUGCGGCGAGAUUUCUCGAUUUUCCGACUCCCUCUAGGCGGAGCCAAGGCUCGAGGCGCCCCAGUACCGCAGAAAUUCCAAGCAGCGACUCUAUCAACGCAUUGGCGGGCCAGGCUGGGGAGAUGGGCGACACAACUCCGGCGCAAUUAGACUUACGGCGCGUAAACGAGUUUGUGCCUAGGCAUCGGCCACCAGUGUCUGCCAAAAGCUUAUCCGCAAAGGCAAGAGGCAAGCAAAGAGCCGUUUCGAGCAGGUCACCGCCGCAGUUCCCUGAGGAGCCCACUGUACACGUUCCGGACCUACCGGAACCGGAGCCUGAGCCGGGGAUGUGGCCGGAGCCCGAGCCCGAGCCGGCGUCGGAACCAGAGCCAGGCUUCGGGUUUGAGCCGCUACAGUACUCAUCUUCACUGCCUGCUCCAACACGGGAGACCUCGAUUACAGCACCCUCGCCGCGACCACCAACGCAAAAACGACCUACACCAGCCCUUUCGACGACGAGUUCAACAGCUCGACACCCGCGUAAUGAUGUUGAUGAUCGCAGAGAUGCGGCCAAGCGCCAACGUCAAACUGGCUCUGAAGUGUCGCGGAGAAGCGAGCAGCCGGUUAAGCGUGGGCGUGGGCGGCCGCCGAAGAACGGGGUCGCGAGGCGUGGACGCGGACGGCCUCGGAGAAGUGAGGUCGAGUCAGAGGAAGAGGGUGAAUCUUUGAUGACAUUGCAGAGAGGACCGCCGAUGCCCAAAUCACGGGGUCUGGUCUCUAUGCGUCGCGAUGCCGCUGCCGCUGCUCAUAAUCGCCACCAAGGAAAUGACGGCGACUGGUGGGCCAACAUACAUAACGAUGAUUCUACCUACCAGCAUGAGCGGUCUCGCGGCCAAGCUCUCGCAUUGCAGACCACCACGAGAAGCCACCGCCAACCCGCCGCCGCCGCCAUCGCGGAUGUGGAAGCGGACCUCGAGGACUGGGAGGUCGACCCCGGCAGCCUCACUGGCGAGAUCGUCCUCUGGGAGCCCGAGCACGAGCACAACCCGCCCGGGCCCGACGACCCCGUGCAGGUCACCGACGAGCGCAUCGCCCUCACCGCCGACGCCAUCCAGACGUACGAGAUUAGGGACUCGGACGCGCGCUACGGCAAGCCGCUGACGACGCCGUUCAUGGGCGCGGGCAUCGUCGACCUGCCGCCGCACUCGGAGAAGCGGCCCAAGAACUCGCGCAAGAUGCACCUCGUCUUCUUCGUGCACUACGGCAAGGUCACGGUCAACAUUAAUGAUGCGCAGUUUCGCAUCUCGGCGGGCGGCAUGUGGUUCGUGCCACGCGGCAACUACUAUAAUAUUGCCAACGAGUUUGACUUUCCGGCGAGGGUGCACUUUGCGCAGGCGUGUGAGGUGUCGACCUCGCCGCAGGCGGUGGACGACAUGACGCAGACGAUUCUGGCGUGA
Messenger RNA from Cordyceps fumosorosea ARSEF 2679, 1863 nucleotides. RefSeq names its product cupin domain-containing protein. NCBI's taxonomy places the organism in Eukaryota, Fungi, Ascomycota, Sordariomycetes, Hypocreales, Cordycipitaceae. The record is from RefSeq and is a predicted model, not a curated record. Gene Ontology annotation, biological process: spindle attachment to meiosis I kinetochore; attachment of mitotic spindle microtubules to kinetochore; kinetochore assembly. Bases 1 to 1863 code for a protein of 620 amino acids. Gene Ontology annotation, cellular component: kinetochore. Gene Ontology annotation, molecular function: centromeric DNA binding. The transcript has 3 exons.